This is a messenger RNA of Tarenaya hassleriana, 1309 nucleotides long. RefSeq names its product RNA-binding protein CP31B, chloroplastic-like. Gene Ontology annotation, molecular function: mRNA binding. The record is from RefSeq and is a predicted model, not a curated record. Bases 76 to 1059 code for a protein of 327 amino acids. Lineage: Eukaryota; Viridiplantae; Streptophyta; Magnoliopsida; Brassicales; Cleomaceae. Gene Ontology annotation, cellular component: cytosol. The transcript is spliced from 4 exons.
UCGCCCUCUCUGCUUCCUUAUCCCUUUUCCCACUCCUAAAACCCUCCCUUCCUCUUCAUUUCUAUCGCUACAACAAUGUCUUCUUCAAUACUAACCUCGAGCUUCAAGCCCCUUCCAAUAGCUGAUUCUUCUUCCUCCUCUACCCUUCUCUCCCUCCCUUCCAUCUUCGCCAGACCCAGAUACUCGAAUUUCUCAAUCCCCGCCAGACCCGUCAAACUUCACCUCCCUCUCUCCCACCCUUCGCUCUCUCUUAGCCACAAAACCCACCCUAAAAGCAUCUCUCGUCUCGUUUCCUUCGUCGCUCAGACUUCGGAUUGGGCUCAGCAAGACGAGGAAGAAGGAGAGGACGGGAACAUCAUCGGCGCCUCCGUUGCCGUGGAGGAGAACGAGGCCGAGGCGAAGUUCUGGGAUGGGGAAGGGGAUGCGAGUGGGGCUGAAGAAGACGGCGGCGGUGUAACGGAGGAGGAAGAAGAAGGCGGCGGAGAGACAGAGGAGGAGUUCCCGGAGCCGCCGGAGGAGGCGAAGCUGUUCGUUGGGAACUUGCCGUAUGACGUCGACAGCCAGGGCUUGGCUAUGCUCUUCGAGCAAGCUGGUACUGUGGAGAUUGCUGAGGUUAUAUACAAUAGAGACACGGACCAGAGCCGCGGGUUUGGUUUUGUAACCAUGAGUACCGUGGAAGAGGCCGAGAAAGCUGUGGAGAAGUUCCAUCGUUAUGAAUUGAAUGGUCGGCUUCUGACAGUAAACAAGGCAGCUCCGAGAGGAUCACGUCCUGAGCGUGCACCUCAGGUGUAUGAACCUGCAUUCAGGGUCUAUGUCGGGAAUCUCCCCUGGGACGUGGACAAUGCCCGUCUAGAACAAGUUUUCAGUGAGCACGGUAAAGUUGUGGAAGCUCGCGUGGUUUAUGACCGUGAGACAGGACGCUCCCGUGGUUUCGGGUUUGUUACAAUGUCCAACGAGACCGAACUCAACGACGCCAUCGCUGCCCUUGACGGACAGAAUAUGGACGGGAGAGCGAUCAGAGUGAACGUGGCGGAGGAACGAAGCAGGCGUGGGUUUUGAUGAAAAGCUUUAAAGAUCAAUGUGUGUCUGAAUCUCUUUUUAUUUUCCCUUAGAUGAGAUUUACAGUCUUUUGACAAUUUUUUUAUUUUGGUCUGAAAACUGAAAAUCCGACUGCACGUCAUUCUCUUGCUCCCAAAAUGUUGAGGCUUUUCAAGUGAUUUGUACACCUUGAUGUAUCUGUGUUCUCUUGUUUAUGCUUUCUCCAAGCCCACUGGAGAUAUAUUCUAGUAUAUGCAUGGUUCGGUUUUUA